CUUACUCUACACCUGGGAUAACAUCUUUCCACUUGAACAAAACAUCUACCGCUCAUCAUGUCGCGCUACUUUCCCCACACUCCCUACGCGGAGGACCAGCGUCUAUCCCACACGAUCCUCACAUCGCACGUAAUCGCGCGAACAAUCACAAUAAGCAACAUCAUCGCAGCAGGCAUCACAACAACAAGACAGCUCAUCCCCGCGCUCCGGCCCAAGGCUACAGCGCUGGCCUUUACCCCGCGGCUGAUCCAGUCUGCGUCGACGGGCACGGUGAUAGCUUUGGGUCUUGGGGCGCUCAUGACGUUGGGCCGUAUGCACGGCCGGGAGGAGAUUGAGUGGCAGGAUCGGAGCUGGAGACUCAUGGAGAAUAAGGGACAGUUGGAGACGGAUGACUGGACUGUUGUGGGCGCUGGUGUAGGUGCUGCACUCGGUGCUCAGGCGGCCAAGGGUUUGGGAUGGAGAGGUGCUGUUGGGGGUUUGGGCUUGGGAACUGUGGGAGGUAUGCUUGGGUAUAUGGCGUGGAGAUAUGGCGUGAAUGGGGGCAAGUUUCCCAAGGAUAAGGAUGAGCUAUGAGAGGUUAUGUUGACAUAUCCAGAAUGAUCACGACUCCUUAUUUGUAGUAUACCCCUAAUGCAACUCCAAUCUAGUUUAUAUGUCAAGGAACUA
Messenger RNA from Fusarium vanettenii 77-13-4, 666 nucleotides. RefSeq lists its product as uncharacterized. The record is from RefSeq and is a predicted model, not a curated record. The coding region runs from base 58 to 573 and encodes 171 amino acids. The transcript has a single exon. Lineage: Eukaryota; Fungi; Ascomycota; Sordariomycetes; Hypocreales; Nectriaceae.